GGAGUCCUUGUUUUCUCAGAUGACGACCACAGUCAGACCUCUCUCUCUACUCCUUUCCCUCUUCUUUUAAUGUUACAACCUUGAAACGACGCCGUCUCUUACCAACCUUCUCCAUCUCCGGCGGUAAUAAUACGACACAGUUUCGCCGCCUUUUCGGUUAAAAAAAUAUCACGAAGACGGUUUCGUCUAGACAAAAAAAAAACAGCUCGAAUUACGCUAAGCUCAAGUCUUGGGAAGAUCACCGGACUUUGGUUUCUUUUGUCAGUUCGGGAAGUUUAGGUUGGAGGGGGAAAGAGGAUCUCAGUUUUUUUUUCUUUUUGGGAGACAUAGUUGUCUUUAGCUUUUAGUUUUUUUUUUUUUGUUUUUGUUUGGUUUCUUCCGUGUGAUGUUAACUGGUGUUUGGGUCGAAGAAGAAAGGGAAGUAAUCAUUUGCUCAAAAUGCAUUUCACAAAGCUUGAUGACUCUCCCAUGUUCCGCAAACAGUUACAAAGCAUGGAGGAGAGUGCAGAAAUAUUACGGGAAAGAAGUCUAAAGUUUUACAAAGGAUGCCGUAAAUACACUGAAGGGUUAGGCGAGGCAUAUGAUGGAGACAUUGCUUUCGCAAGUGCUCUUGAAACAUUUGGUGGUGGCCAUAAUGAUCCCAUUAGUGUGGCUUUUGGAGGACCUGUGAUGACGAAAUUUACAAUUGCGUUGAGGGAAAUUGGGACGUAUAAGGAAGUUCUCCGGUCACAGGUGGAACAUAUUCUGAAUGACAGAUUACUUCAAUUUGCCAAUAUGGACUUGCAUGAGGUUAAGGAAGCUCGAAAGCGCUUUGACAAAGCUAGCCUUACCUAUGAUCAGGCCCGUGAGAAGUUUCUAUCGUUGAGGAAAGGUACUAAAAGUGACGUUGCUGCUGCUUUAGAACAGGAACUUCACACUUCGAGGUCUAUGUUUGAGAAAGCUCGAUUCAACCUUGUGACUACUCUCUCAAAUGUUGAAGCUAAGAAAAGAUUUGAAUUUUUGGAAGCAGUCAGCGGAACGAUGGAUGCACAUCUUCGCUACUUCAAACAGGGUUACGAGUUACUCCAUCAGAUGGAACCAUAUAUCAACCAGGUGUUGACCUAUGCACAACAGUCCAGAGAGAGAUCAAAUUAUGAACAAGCAGCACUUGACGAGAAGAUGCAGGAGUACAAAAGACAGGUUGAUCGAGAGAGCAGGUAUGGUUCAAACAGUGCUAAUGGAUCCCCAAAUGGAGAUGGCAUACAAGCGAUUGGUAGAAGCUCACACAAAAUGAUAGACGCCGUUAUGCAAUCUGCCGCAAGGGGAAAGGUGCAAACAAUACGGCAAGGUUAUCUCUCUAAACGCUCUUCAAACUUGAGAGGAGACUGGAAAAGACGGUUCUUUGUUCUUGACAGCCGUGGAAUGCUGUAUUAUUACCGGAAACAAUGUAGCAAGCCAUCUGGGUCUGGGAGCCAGCUCUCUGGACAGAGAAACAGCUCCGAGCUUGGGUCUGGACUUCUAAGCAGGUGGCUUUCUUCGAAUAAUCAUGGUGGAGGAGUGCAUGAUGAGAAGUCUGUAGCUCGUCAUACAGUGAACUUGCUUACCUCAACAAUUAAAGUAGACGCUGAUCAGUCAGAUCUGAGGUUUUGCUUUAGGAUCAUUUCACCUUCAAAAAACUACACAUUGCAGGCUGAGAGCGCACUCGAUCAAAUGGAUUGGAUAGAAAAGAUCACUGGGGUGAUUGCAUCACUGCUUAGUUCUCAGGUCCCUGGUAGCCCCAUGGAAAGUGGCCACCACCGGUCUGCUAGUGAAAGUAGCUCAUAUGAAAGUUCUGAAUAUGAUCAUCCCACUACUGAUGAGUUUGUAUGUGAGAGGAGCUUUAUGGGGUACAAUGAAAGGUCAUCUAGAAAUUUCCAGCCGCAACGGUCCAUUAGAAAGGGUGAGAAGCCCAUUGAUGUCCUGAGAAAAGUCUUUGGGAAUGACAAGUGUGCGGAUUGUGGAGCUCCAGAGCCAGACUGGGCUUCUUUAAACCUAGGUGUUCUUGUUUGUAUUGAGUGUUCUGGUGUUCACCGAAACCUUGGUGUGCAUAUAUCAAAGGUUAGGUCACUCACUCUGGAUGUGAAAGUAUGGGAACCUUCUGUUAUAACUUUGUUCCAAGCUCUUGGGAAUAAUUUUGCAAACACGGUCUGGGAGGAGCUGCUUCAUUCAAGGAGCGCCUUCCAUGUUGAUCCAGGCUUAACAGGGUCUGAUAAAUCAAGAGUGCUGGUUACAGGAAAACCUAGCUAUGCUGAUAUGAUAUCUGUCAAGGAGAAGUAUAUACAGGCAAAGUAUGCUGAGAAGCUAUUUGUUCGGAGAUCAAGAGACUGUGACUUCCCACAAUCAGUUGCACAACAAAUGUGGGAUGCAGUGUCUGCCAAUGAUAAAAAGUCUGUUUACCGUCUUAUUGUCAACGGUGAAGCGGAUGUGAACUCUGUGUAUGACCAACCAUCUUCCAGCUCUUCGUUAACGCUUUCCAGAGUGAUGUUAAUACCUGAGAGGCCACCAACGCGCGAGGACGUGCUACUCAAGUUAAGAAACGAGUUGCUCGAUAGAACUUCCUCAGGUUUCUCUUCAAGUAUUCCACCAGAGGAAACUGGAGGCUGCUCUCUGCUUCACUGUGCUUGCGAGAAAGCAGAUAUUGGGAUGGUGGAGCUUUUGCUGCAGUAUGGUGCGAAUGUGAACGCUACAGAUUCGAGUGGUCAAACGCCGUUGCAUUAUUGUAUUCUCAGAGGCAAAGCGGUAGUUGCAAGACUGCUUCUCACGAGGGGAGCUGACACAGAAGCCGUCAAUGGAGAAGGAAAAACGGCUCUCGACAUUGCUGCAGAGUCGAAAUUUACUGAUGCAGAAGUCCUCUCUCUCCUUUCAGAAGCUGCGAACGGUUACAAUCACAGACAGUGCUGAUGAAAAGGUACAGAAAGAAGCUUAAGAGCAUAGAAGUCUUGGGGAGAUAUGUUUCAAUCAUUACUUUCAGAAGAAGGGACUUCUAAUUGUCCUCAUCCUACACUUGUCUCGGGCAAGCUUAGCCUCCAUAUUAUGUAUUAUUUGAUGUUUUGUGAUGGAUAUAGGCUGCUUAAUGGGAAGUUAUAGUGUAUUGUGUUGUGUCGUGUUGUGUGUAUUUGAUGUUACGAUUAUAAGCUUGCUCUCCGUUUGUCAUGCGUUGUAACGUGUAAGCAACUUGCGGCUUGUUCAUUUCUUGCAGAAGUGUUGACCAUAAAACGAUUCAUUAGCUUAUAUAAUCUUAUGGUAUUGGUUUUGAA
Molecule: messenger RNA, 3275 nt
Organism: Brassica napus (rape)
Lineage: Eukaryota; Viridiplantae; Streptophyta; Magnoliopsida; Brassicales; Brassicaceae
Product: ADP-ribosylation factor GTPase-activating protein AGD3
Exons: 19
Coding region: 439-2919 (826 amino acids)
Cellular component (GO): cytoplasm
Molecular function (GO): protein binding; GTPase activator activity
Source: RefSeq, a predicted model, not a curated record